CUAUACUGUACUGAAAAUCACGAAGUGAUAUCACGUGGAGCGGGAGCAUAGCGUAGCGUUAGUGCACUACGCAGUCCGAUUUUUGAUGUUUGUACUUCGUUCAGUCGGCUAUUUUUCGACGACGUUUUUCGUCUUUUAUUACCUCGGAUGACUGUUAUGAACCGCACCAAUGUCUAUUGAAUUUACGUUGUCCAUUACCAUCAGCAAUUUUUGCAUGUGCUCGAUCAUGGUUCGUUUUUCCAUGAGAGACAUGUUUUAGCACCGUCUCCGCAUUAUGCGUUUCGCGUACCUUUACUUACUACAACUAUAGUAUUUAAAGGCGUCGCCGCCAUGGACGUAACUGUUGAUUUGGAUCCCAAUGAACCGAAACGAAAAUGUCUCACCAUAUCUGAGUAUAAUGCAAUGGUUGAUUGGAUAGACUCGUUGAUCAAAAACAACCGUGAUUUUAUUCUAAACCGGUAUGGUCUGCUAUCCUCUAACGUACUCAAUAGAUAUCCACAUUUACACAAAAACACUGUAUUAAGUAUUGUCGACGGUCGAAUUCAACUAUAUGUUCGGCAGCGACAUCAUAAAGUCUUUUCCAGUUCUUCCAAUGCUAAUUCCCCUUCACACUCUUCAGCCACAUCUCGGACUUCAGCUACUGCAAAAUCUAAGUUAUUCAUGAAUCAUCGUCAGCAAGAUCAUAUUAAUAAACAAUUAAUCAAUUCUACAAAAACAAUAAAUGAGAGGUACAAGGAAUUAGUAGCUAAUGGUGCUGUAUCAUCUCCAUUAAUUGCAUUGGCUGAUAAAUUGUGUAUGCCAGCUAUGUUGGUCGCAAAAACUAUUCUCACUGAACAAAUAAAAGAAAAAAGAUUGAGAGAGAAACUUGAACGGCAAAAUCUUAACAUUGACGAUAGUUUAAAUAGUAGCAUAUUAAUUGAUACAAGUGGUGUAUCAAAUGUUAGCAACUCACAAAAUGAUAGUUAUACGGAGUUGAAACAAAAUGUAAGUGUCAAUGACUCGACAGCUAAAGAAUUGGAUACUUCGUAUAGUAUUGAUGAACAGUUAUCUAAACAGUUAAACUGGCUCACUUGUAAACUUCGUUCAAUGCAUAAAUCUGAAUCAACAUUAAAUCAAUCUGAUAAUAGCUUGAUUAAUACUAGUCAUUCAUACAGUAUGCCACCAACUAAUAAAAGUUCGAAUUUAACUCCACAUCAAUUAGCAUCGUCUACUUGGUUGAUACGUAAAGAUCCACAGUUGGCUUACGAAGUAUACAAAGCUUCUGUUGUUGAUGGCCAUUAUGGAUCAUGUGUGGAAUUUAUUAAAAGCUGCAAUGGCAAGCGUUUUGAACAAAUAUUGAAACAAAAUAUGACACGUUUGACUAAGUCUCAGACAAAUAGACCAGAAAAAAAUUAUACAACCGAAAAGGAAUGUCGCCUUCGUGGUUUGGAUAUGACACCUGAUAUGGUUCUCAACGAACCUAUUGCCAUUUCCUUAUCUGACGUUGAAAAUAUGAAAUAUAAUCAAGACUAUAUAGCAACUAAUUAUGUGGGAGGAAAUGAAAAUGAAAUUAAAGUGUUAAAUUGGAUAGAGUCAAAAGCAAUGUUUGGUGGCCCAGAUCAAUUACGCAAAGCUUCUCAAAGUCAAUUAUUUCCUUACUGGAAUCGUUACGGCCCAGGAGCUGUAAUUUAUUGGUUUGGACAUAUUUUGGAGGAUCACGAAAAAUAUCAAGGCGUCCAUGCUGGUGUUUCAAUAAAGAAAUGUAAUACUGACAGUACUUCCACAAGUGUUACUUCGCCAGCUAAAAUUGAUUCAGAAGAACUGUUUGCAUUCAAUUUUUGGUCAAAAUACUGUUUAUUAAUGGACGGAUUUCCUGCCACUAAUAAAAUUGUUAUGCAUAACCGUCAAAAUGGUUUAAAAAAGAAAAACUCAACUACAGUUACAAUAUCAGUUUGAUUUUUAUAAAUUAACAAUUUUUUUUUAUUUUAAAUUAACACAUUAUAUUUUUUAUUUUAAGUACACACACAAAAUUUGUAAGACCUGAUAAAAUAAGAAAAAGUAAUUUACAUGUUAUUAUCUAUAAUAAAGUAUAG
This is a messenger RNA of Melanaphis sacchari, 2072 nucleotides long. RefSeq lists its product as uncharacterized. The coding region runs from base 331 to 1935 and encodes 534 amino acids. NCBI's taxonomy places the organism in Eukaryota, Metazoa, Arthropoda, Insecta, Hemiptera, Aphididae. The transcript has 4 exons. The record is from RefSeq and is a predicted model, not a curated record.